AUGCGAGGUGAUAAAAGUCAUCGAUUCAGCGAUCUCUUGCAUUUACACAAAGAGGUAAAGAGAGAUUUGAGUGACGCACAACUUUAUCCCGAACUACAGAAGGAUGCUGAAUUACGUAGGAAUAAUGAUUUAAGCGAAGAGGAAAAACAUUUCCUUCAAGCACGCAAAGAAAUGAUUGUCUCUUCGGGUGCUUUGCAUCGGUUCUUACUCCUCGAUGAAGAUGAAAAAGUACAUCCGGAUGAUGUACCAGUCAUUGCCCUUGGAGGAUCUGGAGGUGGUUAUCGUGCUUCCAUUGAUGCAGUAGCAAGAAGCGCAAACGGAAUCUAUUUCCAAUUGGCUCCCAUCUUACAAAAGAUUCGAGUCGGUCAUCUUCAUCCAGGGCCUUUGGAUUUAUACGGCACUUUGAUUACCAGUCAUAUCUUCUUUCAACCUCCCGUAUUGAAAGAUCAUUCUACAGAUGACAACAAGGACGAAAGAGGCACCCAUAUAGCUCUUCAAAGAGAUUGGUUCCGAUUCUCAUUAACGUAUAAUACCAACAAAUUACAUGAUGGCCUGCAACCUCUUCCAAUCUUAACAGCUGUUCGACAUGAAAGGCCUUGGCGGGAUUGGAAAUCACCUGAAGAAGCAUUCUCGCACAGUAAUCAUGUGUCAUCGGAACACAAAGAUGCACAUGCAUGGUGGCAAUGGUUCGAAUUUUCUUCGAUUGAAUUUGGUAGUGAUGAAUUAGAAGGUUGGAUUCCAACUUGGUCAUUCGGUAGACACUUUGAAGCAGGUAAAAAUACACAAAGAUUACCCGAAAGAAGUCUCAGUCUGAUUCUGGGAUUGUGCACUUCUGCACCCGCUGGUCCCUUGGCUGCUUGGCUGGCAACGCUGUAUAGAAAUUUACCCAAAGGUUUCUUAGGAACAAAGAUCAAACAUGCAGCUGAUGACUGGGUAGAGAAACAUCCAAAAGAAGCUGAAAGAUUACAAAGUCAUCAUCCAAUCCACAGUCAAAAUGAACCAAACCCUUUCUUCCACGCAGAAAAGCAAGAGAAUCGUGGUCAAGGAUUUGAGAAUAGUCCUCGAAUUCAUUUGGUGGAUGCAGGAAUGAGUAAUAAUUUACCGCAGCAUUCCUUCUUUAGGCCUGGUCGCGAUGUUGAUCUGAUGUUAUUAGGAGACUUUUCCAGUGACGUGCAAAGCGGUGCCGCUUUAGAACGAAUUCAAGAAUUUGGAGCUGGAAAAGGUGUGACGAUUAAACCUCGUUUUCCGCUUGAGGACCUCCCACAAUGGCCACAAGAAUUUGUAAAUGAAGAGGAAAAAGGCAAAGAAAAUGGAAAGACGAAAAAUAAACUUCUUUCAUCUGAUGAGAUACAAGAACGCUUCAAAGGAAGAUAUGCACAAAUUCUAGACGUAGAGGUGAUUCCAGAGACAGAUCGAACGGAAGAACAAGGACCGACACAUGUUGACGAAAGUGGAAUUCGAUACAACUCUCGUCAUCAACCACAAGCAAGCCGUGAUACAACGAUGAUUUAUAUGCCACUCUUGCCACAUGCAUGUCAGCCAGACUACGAUCCAAGUACGGCACCUUUCAGCUCUUCCUAUAAUCUCGUUUGGACAGAAGAACAAGUUGGCAUCAUUCGCAAAACGAGUAGAGCUGAUGUAGUAGAAGGCAUUGCAACCAUCCGCAAAGUGGUACGGGAAAUCUAUGAAGCAAAGAAAGCAGCCAGACUAUCAAAGGCCAGUAACCUUCACGAGUGA
Meira miltonrushii is the source of this 1737-nucleotide messenger RNA. RefSeq names its product FabD/lysophospholipase-like protein. The coding region runs from base 1 to 1737 and encodes 578 amino acids. Gene Ontology annotation, molecular function: A2-type glycerophospholipase activity. The record is from RefSeq and is a predicted model, not a curated record. Gene Ontology annotation, cellular component: cytosol. The transcript is spliced from 2 exons. Gene Ontology annotation, biological process: glycerophospholipid catabolic process. Lineage: Eukaryota; Fungi; Basidiomycota; Exobasidiomycetes; Exobasidiales; Brachybasidiaceae.